AUGGAUCAACUCACCCGUCAUCUACUCGAUAAAGAAGUCAAGGAGUUCAUUGACUCGAUUGACCCAUCUUUGGUCUGCAAGCUAGCUUCUUCCUUACAUCCUGAGAAGAAGCCAUGCCAGAUCUUCUCAGACACGAAAAGAGGGAGCUAUAAUAUCUGCUUCCCAGUUGAGUUCACAGACCAUGAGUCAGCUCAGCGCCCUGAGCAAUGGAUGAUCCGAAUCCCCCUGCUCCCCCGACUCGCGUUUCCUGAGGAGAAAAAUGCGAAGUAUAUCGCGGAGAAAACCACCAUUCCUAUCCCACGCAUAUUCGGAUAUACCAUUACGCGAGAUAACCUUCUUGGUCUCCCCUUCCUGGCUCUGGAGUACAUUACAGGCAAAACCCUCCAUGGAACUGAUGUACCGCGUUUGUCAAAGGAGCUUAGGUCUCAUCUGUUUGGUCAGCUUUCUGAGAUCUACAUUCAGCUUUAUCGCCAGCAAUUCAGUCAAAUCGGCGCGCUCACCCUUGAUAGCAAUGAUGAGAACUCCACUGUUGAUUAUGCUUACACUGUCUUGAAAUUGGUUUUCAAUGACUUUUACAGGGGAAAAGAUAGUGUUUCUGGUGAGAAGGAUGCAUGGAACUACCUAUAUGGCAUAUUUGCAUCCCAGGGCAUUGUGAUGGAAUGGGUAGACCAAGCAUAUAACCAUGGACCUUUCAUUCUCAUGCAUGGAGACCUUCGACCUCCUAACAUCUUUGUGGAUGAGAAUUUGAAUAUUGUUUCAGUCAUUGACUGGGAAUGGAGUCAUACUGUUCCAUCACAAAUGUUCCUACCCCCCUCCUGGAUUACAGGCCAGGAGCUUCUAAAUGCCACUAAAUGGCCAGACCAUUUGGCAUUUAAAUCAGAUGUUUUCCAAUUCUGGGCAGAUGCCAGAGAGUGGGAAGACAGACAUCAUAAUCCAGACAAAAAAAUAUCAGCUCUGCUCCCUCUGACUACUCUCUGGACCGAACUUCUGUUGUCAGAUACAGUGUUUAUUGCCUAUGCACUUCUAAAACCAUGCUACCUUGGGAAUGUUUACUGGAAUUUGCUUGACAAUACAUAUUAUGGAAACAACCCUGACAAGAGAGUGGAGAGUUUCUUUGAGCUCAAAUUGCGGAGGCCACAAGAAAAGGAAUUGCAGAGAGUACUAUCUGAUCUUGAGACCUUUAGGAAGGAUCUAGCACUGGUAGGAUUGGAUCCAGAAUUUCUCGAGCCCCCGACGCCUCAGCCAGCCAAACCAAACGAAUCUGACAUCCCAUCAAAAGAUAGUGGACCUGCCACCUGUUCUCGUCUGCUGCAUCAUGGCUAA
Messenger RNA from Uncinocarpus reesii 1704, 1323 nucleotides. RefSeq lists its product as uncharacterized. Bases 1 to 1323 code for a protein of 440 amino acids. Lineage: Eukaryota; Fungi; Ascomycota; Eurotiomycetes; Onygenales; Onygenaceae. The transcript is spliced from 4 exons. The record is from RefSeq and is a predicted model, not a curated record.